Penicillium brasilianum is the source of this 2647-nucleotide messenger RNA. The record is from the annotation of a GenBank genome assembly. NCBI's taxonomy places the organism in Eukaryota, Fungi, Ascomycota, Eurotiomycetes, Eurotiales, Aspergillaceae.
AUGGGAGAAGACGAGGACACCGUCAUGGGGGAGGUCCACAAGCCGGUCCCUUCUUUACCCUCCUCAACUCUCACCCAUCCUCCUCCCUCUGAACAUCCCCAUCAGGGUGACAGUGCCCCUAGUUUAGCACCUUCUGUCCUUCCCUCUGCUCACAAAUCACCUUCCCCUGGCUCUGAUCCCUUUCCACCCCAAUCUACCCUCCUGACGGGGAUGCCUCCCCCACCUGAUCGCCUCAAGAUGAGCGACUCGGAGAGCAAUUCCCUGGACAACCUCGUCAAGCGUGAUAGUUUGGUUGAAACGAACUCAGACUGGUCUGACGAGGAGGUCGUGGCCAGGGCUGGUCUCCCAGUUGGUUCGCUUCCUACCGGUCUGUGUUAUGAUGUGCGUAUGCGGUACCAUUGUGAAGUCCGACCCACGUCUGAGGUACACCCCGAGGACCCGAGACGGAUUUACUACAUCUACAAAGAGCUAUGUCGUGCUGGGUUGGUGGAUGAUCCUGAGUCCGUACACCCGCUGGCUCCGCAGACACUGAAGCGUAUCAACGCUCGCAACGCCACGAAAGAGGAGAUCACCUUGAUCCAUUCCGAGGCUCAUUUUGCAUUUGUCCGAAGCACCCAGGACAUGGCCGAUGAUGACUUGGUGUAUCUGGAGACAACGCGGGACUCGAUUUACUUCAACCGGCUCACUUUUGCAUCCGCUCUUCUGUCGACUGGAGGUGCCAUCGAGACUUGCUUAGCCGUUGCUAGACGACAGGUCAAAAACGCUAUUGCGGUUAUUCGUCCACCUGGUCACCAUGCUGAACAUGAUACGGCCAUGGGAUUUUGCUUGUUCAACAACGUGCCUGUUGCUGCACGUGUCUGCCAGAAUACACUUGGCGAUCAGUGUCGGAAAAUUAUGAUUCUUGACUGGGAUGUCCAUCAUGGAAACGGAGUGCAGAAGGCUUUCUACAAUGAUCCCAAUGUUCUCUACAUCUCGAUUCACGUUCACCAGAAUGGCAAGUUCUAUCCUGGUGGCGAUGAAGGCGAUUGGGAUCACUGCGGCGAGGGACUCGGACUGGGAAAGAAUGUCAACAUCCCUUGGCCUGACCAGGGCAUGGGUGAUGGUGACUACAUGCACGCUUUCCAGAAAGUGGUGAUGCCCAUUGCCGUGGAGUUUGACCCAGAUCUGGUGAUCAUUUCCGCUGGAUUCGAUGCCGCCGCUGGCGAUGUGUUGGGUGGCUGCUUCGUUUCGCCCUCAUGCUAUGCUCAAAUGACUCACAUGCUCAUGACCCUUGCCAAUGGCAAGGUUGCAGUCUGUCUGGAGGGAGGUUACAACUUCCGUUCGAUUUCUAAAUCGGCACUGGCUGUCACCAAAACCCUAAUGGGAGAACCCCCAGACCGAUUGACCAAGACUGCGCCAACAAGGGAUGCGAUUGAGACCGUGGGUCGGGUCAUGAGCAUCCAAGCCCAGCAUUGGCGCUGCAUGUACCCCAGGCCACCCCAGCAUCCCAUGGGGGGAGAUCGGCUGCACGAUGUUCUUCGCGGAUACCAAGCUAAAAUACUGUAUGAAAGCUUCAAACUCACCCCGCUGUACAUCUAUCGCACGAAGAUCUCCAGGUCUUUUGAGAACCAAGUUCUGGCGAGCGCGAACUAUCAUGAGCGUGUGCCGCUAAUAGUCAUCUUCCAUGACCCUCCUGAGCUCAUGGGAUAUCCGGACCCCGUGACCAGCAAACUCGAAGCCCACAAUUGUUGGAUGGCCGAUGCUCAAAAGGAAUACAUUGGAUGGAUCAUCAGCAAGGGCUACGCUGUGAUUGACGUUAACAUUCCGAAACACAUCACCCAGACACCCGCCACAGUAAAAUAUGAAGACGAAGACGAAAAUCGUCCUACCGCAACCGAAGAGCUGGCAAACUAUUUGUGGGAUAACUACAUCGACUUCUUCGAGAAGCGGGAUGUGUUUUUCUUCGGCAUCGGCAGUGCUUUCGCCGGUGUUGUCAACCUUUUGAUAAACAGAGAAAACUUGUACAAGCGCGUCAACGGCAUCGUCUCAUUUGUGGCGGAGAACCCUGUCCGCGCCGUUGCGUCUUCCACUCAGGUCUGGCUGUCCAAAUGGUACCGAGAUAAUUCUCUCGUGUUCGUCUCCGGCUCACACGGGAUCUGGAAAGACCAAGAUCGCAAGCCGUCCAAGCGCUACGGCAGGCUGUACAAAUCCGAAAAAUCCACUCUGGGCGAGAUGAUGACCGAAAACCAGCAGCAAGUGUUUGAGUGGCUCGCGGAACGCGCGGAUGAAGCCCUCGACGAGACGGAGGAUGAGGUUGAUGAGGACUUGCCCAUGAAAGGAUGAACGAGCGAAAGGAGAAGAAGCUUCCUUAGAUUUAGGCCUACCGCACGCAUUUGGGGGCGGAGGCUCGGCGAAACUUGGCGCACGUCUGGCAUCAACUAUUCGAAUGGAUUCCCAAUUUUUACAGUCAUUUCGUUUCCUGAUCUUCGUUCCCAUAUUAACAGACGCUGCUUAGCGGAAGCGAGUACGAGACGGAAGAUUUGACCAGCGUAUUCUCUUUACCAAAUGGAGUGGUUUCAUGGCUAAUCAUUGAUUGUUUCCCAUAUCUUCGGUCCUGGACACCACUAUAGCCGUCGUAAAAUCCCAUGGUUCUCCAAUUUCCACCCGC